Gaeumannomyces tritici R3-111a-1 is the source of this 2637-nucleotide messenger RNA. Its product is annotated as C2H2 zinc finger protein. The transcript has 2 exons. Gene Ontology annotation, cellular component: cytoplasm. The record is from RefSeq and is a predicted model, not a curated record. The coding region runs from base 1 to 2637 and encodes 878 amino acids. NCBI's taxonomy places the organism in Eukaryota, Fungi, Ascomycota, Sordariomycetes, Magnaporthales, Magnaporthaceae.
AUGGGCAACACCAACACCAAGGAGGCCCGCGAUGUCGCCUCGCCCCGCUCUCCGCACGACCCGCGCUUCCCCCAGCAGCAGGACCCGGCGAGCCAGUCGUCGUCUAGGCACAGGUCGCGAGCUAGCCGCUCCGACCUCGGCAGCCUCCUGGGCAUCAGCCAGGCCUCCUCGUCCUCGGCCCAGCCGCCCUAUGAGCGCCGCGAAACUAAGCAGGAGCGGGAGGCCCGGAGGCUCGAAAAGGAGCGCCAGGCUCGCCUGAUAGAGCGCGAGAGGAGUUUGAAAGAGGAGCAUGUCGAUGGCGGCUACCUCGUCACCCUCGGCACCUACGUCGGUCCAGAGGACUACAGCAAGCCCACCGUUCGGCAGCUACAGAUCGAGCGGAAAGUUGCACCAUUCUGGAGGGGCUUGAACGACUUCUCCGAGACGUGGAAUGAGCACCAGAUAAUCGCUGUAGCCCGCGGUCUUCCCCUCCCCGCGGCCGACGCAACUCCCCCCGAAGAACUCAUCCCUAGACCCAUGUCGGCGGACCCAGCCUCGACCUCGUCGCAGAAUCUGAACAGCCUCACGAUCCCCAUGGGCGACAGAACACAGUCGGCCGCUUCUGACAGGAGCGGGUCUGGCCUCGGCUCUAUCAUCCCGUCGUCAUCCUCGGCCCGGAACAGCUCACCCUUCAAACAUCGGCCAAAGGCCAUCGCGGCAGCACUUAGCAUAUCGUCACGCAAUGGCUCGGCGACCGAGAUAGUCCCCCGCGAGAUCAAGCUUGCGCAGGACCCCUUCGUCAAUGGGCAGCCUCUUGAGGUGUUUUUGUACAAGGACGCUGCAGAGUGCCCCAUCUGUUUCCUCUACUACCCGCCUUAUCUCAACCACACGAGAUGCUGCGACCAACCGAUAUGCAGCGAGUGUUUUGUGCAGAUCAAGAGGGCCGAACCUCACCUCCCCGAAGGGCAUGGAGAGACUGAGAACCCCGAGGCGAACCCGGAGGAGCAGGCAGGCCUCCUAAUUUCCGAGCCGGCCUGCUGUCCGUACUGCCAGCAGCCCGAGUUUGGCGUCACAUACGAGCCCCCUCCGUUCCGCAGGGGCCUGACAUACUCCAACUCGGGGCCGAGCUUGGGGGUUGGGGUGUCGGGGACGGCCAUGUCUUCUAGUAGUUCACUGAGCUCGAACCUGUCCCCAACUUCCAUGACACACCCAUCCACACAGAACAGGAGACGGACACAGUCGCUUUCGGUAAACGCCCCCAAUGUCAUCACCACCGACCGCGUCCGCCCCGACUGGUCGACGAAGCUUGCAACUCAACGUGCUCAUAUCGCUAGGCGCGCCGCGGCUGCCACUGCACUUCACACGGCCGCAUUCCUAAUGGGAAACUCGGAGAACAGGGGGUUCAGAGUCGGCAGGUUCAGCAGGCGGAACACGGGCAGUGCAUCGGCAGCAGGGCCCUCGAGCGGUUCUGGCGAUGCUGCUACCGAUGCUGCCGGCGGUGGAGGUGGGGAGAGUGGAUCUCGCUCGCCGGCAACCAUGGAGCCGGGCCCUCGGGGCAGCUCGGGGCGGGCAAUUCUCGGAGGCGGCAGGAGGAGCCGUAUGGAGGACCUGGAGGAGAUGAUGUUUGCCGAGGCCAUAAGAUUGUCCCUCGCGGCCGAGGAGGAGCGAAAACGCAAGGCUGACAAGGAGGAGCGGAAGGAAGCCAAGCGCAGGGAGAAGGAGGAGAAGAAGGCGGCCAAGGCUGCAGCAAAGGCCGGUGCGUCGGGGCCAUACGCAGGAAGCACUGGCGGGAGCGGGUACAGCUCUGUAAGCGGCAGCUCUUUGAGCCUGCCAAGCCUGGGUCUGGGCCGCCGUCGGGGCAAUAGUGCUGCAUCCAACCUGCGUGUUGAAGCCAGUGUUGCCAGCGCCAUGGCGGCGACGGCCAUCGGAAGCCCCAGCGCUUCAAGUGUUGCCCUCGCAGGCGACAAGGACAAAGGGAAGGGCGUCGAGCGUUCACCGCCCUCGAGCACCAAGGAGCCGAGCGCCGAAGGCGAGCAGAGUUCAUCGAGUGGCGCCUCUGCUUCGACCGCUCAGCCUAUCCCGUCGCCGCCACACCGGCCCGCCGGGCCAUCACAUCUUCGCCAGAUGAGCAGCGCAUCCUCCAUCACGAAUUCGUCGCUCAGUGACACGCCUGGUGGUAGCUACAGGGGCCAGUCACAUGUUCACGACCCGCGCGCGAGUGGCUACAGCCUGGGCGGACACAGCAAUGCCUGCGAUGAUGCGGGAGGGCAGGGGGACCGGGCAGCCGACAGGGACCCCAGCACCAGCACGGAACCCAUGUUCAACUUCACCAGUCUCGCCGAGAUGGUGGGCGUGCAGCUCGAGGGCGAGCAUGCCGGACGCCGACUGUCCGCCAUUGGCCGCGAUGCUGUUUCUGGCGAGAGCAGCGCGACACAGGCAAGCGAUUCGGCCAAGGAGGAGGCCGAGGUGCAGCAGAUCGAAGAUGCCGUCGAUCAGAAUGAUGUCGACAGGGCUCCGAGCCCAGCGGCCAUUAAGACGGCCCAGGCUCCCCCGCCGCCAGAACUGGUGGUGACGCCGGGCACUCCGGCGAUAGUCGAAGAUGGGAUCGAAAAUUCUAAGCAACUGGGGGCAACAGAAGUGGUUCACAAUUCGGCCUGA